AUGGCGCCCAAGAAAUCAACCCCGGGGUGCGGUGCCCAAGGAAAACUGCGCCUAGCCCCGCACCUCACCCAGUCCGCACCCAGCCCCGCACCCACCCAGCUCCCACCAUGCCCCACACCUCAUCCAGCCCCGCACCGCACCCAGCCCCACGCCCAGCCCGCACCAGGCGGCAACCAGCCGCACACCAGGCCUACCCAGCCCCACAUCGCACCCAGGCCGCACCCAAACCGGCACCCAGGCCACAUCCAGCCCCACACCGCACCCAGCCCCAGCCCGCACCAGGCCCCGCACCCAGCCCACCCCGCUUGGCCAGCACAGCCCCUGGAGCCACACUGGGAUCCUUACCCAGCCCUGCACUCCGGAAGGACUGGUCCACGGGUCCGCCUCCGCACCGGCCUACGCGAGCACCGGGCUCCGCACCGCCUCCGCACCGGCCUCCGCACCGGCCUCCGCACCGCCUCCGCACCGGCCUCCGCACCGGCCUCCGCACCGCCUCCGCACCGGCCUCCGCACCGGCCUCCGCACCGCCUCCGCACCGGCCUCCGCACCAGCCUCCGCACCGGCCUCCGCGAGCACCGGGCUCCGCACCAGCCUCCGCGAGCACCGGGCUCCGCACCGCCUCCGCACCAGCCUCCGCGAGCACCGGGCUCCGCACCGCCUCCGCACCGCCUCCGCACCGCCUCCGCACCGCCUCCGCACCGCCUCCGCACCGCCUCCGCGAGCACGGGGCCUCCGCACCAGCCUCCGCACCGCCUCCGCAAGCACCGGGCUCCGCACUGCCUCCGCACCGCCUCCGCGAGCACGGGACUCCGCACCGCCUCCGCGAGCACUGGGCUCCGCACCGCCUCCGCACCGCCUCCGCACCAGCCUCCGCACCGCCUCCGCACCAGCCUCCGCACCGGCCUCCACACCGCCUCCGCAAGCACUGGGCUCCGCACUGCCUCCGCACCGCCUCCGCACCGCCUCCGCGAGCACCGGACUCCGCACCGCCUCCGCGAGCACGGGACUCCGCACCGCCUCCGCACCGCCUCCGCACCGGCCUCCUUACCGCCUCCGCGCCCAGCCUCGCGCCCUCCAGGCCCCGCGGCCCUCCCUGCGGAUGGGGCUGUGGGAGGCCCCGCUCCCGGCGCUCCGCCCCGCACAGAAAGAAGUCCGGGCGAGCGGCGAACCCGCGACCCCUCGAAAGGAAAUCCGGCCAGGACCCGGACCCGGCCUCUUCGGACCGGCCAGCAUCCUGGUGAAGAUGCUGCCUGCCGCAACAUCCAACCUGCUCGCCACAAGGACAGUCUCUCGGGGUCUGAGGUUCUCCAGUGCUCCGGCCGCCCCUCCCUCAUCUACAUCAACAACCUGCACUGGGUCCCUCACUUCCAGGCAGCACGUCGCCACACAGGUUCAGUGAAAUCGGUGCGUGGGGACCCUUGGCAGCAGGCCCUGCCCCGCACCCUGGGACCACCCUCGGGGCACCUGAUGGAUGCACACCCAAACCUGAAUGCACCCGAAAUGAUGAAGGUCUGA
Molecule: messenger RNA, 1515 nt
Organism: Dipodomys spectabilis (banner-tailed kangaroo rat)
Lineage: Eukaryota; Metazoa; Chordata; Mammalia; Rodentia; Heteromyidae
Product: basic proline-rich protein-like
Exons: 3
Coding region: 1-1515 (504 amino acids)
Source: RefSeq, a predicted model, not a curated record